UGCGCGCCGCCGUCGCCCGGGUCAUUGAUGAAGCAGUACCAAAAUGGGUCCAUGAAGUUAUUCGGCCACUUGCCGCAGAAUUGGAGUUCUUUAUGCCCCAGCCCUUUGUAGGGGAAAUUCUGGGACUGUGCAAAGCGCUGGGGAUAAGUCUGGGAGAUGGAGUUUUGCUGAACUUUGCCUAUGAGUCCACAGCGUUCUGUACCAGUAUUGUUGCUCAGGAUGAUAAAGGAAACAUUUACCAUGGUCGGAACCUGGAUUAUGAUUUUGUAGAUAUUUUAAGCAAGAUUACAAUUGAUGUGCAAUUUAUAAAAUGUGGGCAGAUAGCAUAUCAAGGCACUACAUUUUUUGGCUAUGUAGGCCUAUGGACUGGACAGAGCCCCCACAAGUUCACAAUCUCUGGUGAUGAACGAGAGGGUGGUAGGUGGUGGGAAAAUGCAAUAGCUGCUUUCCUGAAUCGAAAUUACCCGGUCAGCUGGCUUGUCCGAGAUACCCUGAGCAGAGCGGAGGACUUUCAGUCUGCUGUUCUUAGCCUAGCUAGCGUUCCCAUCAUUGCAGAAGUGUACUAUAUCGUAGGAGGCGUGUCACCCAAAGAAGGCAUGGUCAUAACGAGGAACAGAAGAGGGCCAGCAGAUCUCUGGCCUCUGGAUCCUUUAGGUGGAGAGUGGUUUCGUGUGGAGACAAACUAUGACCACUGGACUACCCCUCCUCCUUGUGAUGAUCGAAGAACUCCAGCCAUCAGAGCUCUCAAUGUAUUGUCAGUGAAGCCGGUCUUAAACAAUAACACAGUGUAUACCACAGUAAUGAGCGCUGCAUUUCCAGAUAAGUACAGGACGUGGAUCAGGACUGUGACAUGAAAAGGGACAAAAUGGGUGAAAUGCUGAAGGUUUCCAAGACCAGCACAUACUUUUAAAAGUACUCUUAAAAGCACUGC
Molecule: messenger RNA, 931 nt
Organism: Tinamus guttatus (white-throated tinamou)
Lineage: Eukaryota; Metazoa; Chordata; Aves; Tinamiformes; Tinamidae
Source: RefSeq, a predicted model, not a curated record